Messenger RNA from Diversispora eburnea, 996 nucleotides. The record is from the annotation of a GenBank genome assembly. Lineage: Eukaryota; Fungi; Glomeromycota; Glomeromycetes; Diversisporales; Diversisporaceae.
AUGAAAUCUCAAUCGAUCUACUCAUCUUUAUUAUUGUGCAUUUUAACUUUUUCUCAUUUUCUAACAAUAGCAGCUGAAAGAUGUGUCGAUUUUCCAGAUCCUUUAAAUCUUUCUAAGCAAGUAAUUGUAGACUGUCCACCUACUGCGAAUAAAGACGUUUACGUUAAGCGUCAGACCACCAAUUUCUUUGAAGUAACUCAUAAUUGUUCUGCUACUGCAGCCUUAUGUAAUAAUAUCAAAGAGGCCUUUAAUGACGCUGGAAAAGAAAUAUCAAAAGUAUUGAAGUUAAAACAGAUAAUCAAAGUAAAUGCUACUUUUACAGACCUUUUUGAUCCAACUUUAUUAGGUGCUGCUGGUAGUGCACGAUAUUUACCACUGACCUCGGAUGAUAAGAUCAUAAGGCUUUAUCCUCAACCUCUUGUAAAACAAUUUUCCUUAAGUGUACAUCCUGAAUAUGAUGAUUACGAUAUUAUUGCAUUUUUUAAUACAGGCGUAGAUUGGUGGUUUAAAACCGAUAACGAAACAAUCGGUUCUGAUCAACAUGAUUUUUAUUUAAUUAUAUUACAUAAACUUAUACAUGGACUUGGGUUCAUAUCAAGUUGGAGUAAUCUCCUUGAGACUGUAGUUGAUCAAGAUAUCACUGGUCUUACUCCUAUUCCCGAUUUCGGUGUAAGCACAUCGAUAGAUUACACUUCCCAAUUAAAUGAGUCAGUAUCUGUUGAAACUUCAUUCGAUACUAACUUGGAAUUUAUCACUCAAGUAAAAUCUUCUUCACAAUGGGAAAUUGCAGAAUCUGCAUUUAUAUCAGCAACUACUAAUGAUAGUUCUGGCAUAAAUCACGUCAGCGAAAAGCAUUAUGAUUUAACUCCCAAUUUUUUGAUGACAUGGAGUCAAGCUUCUGGAGAAACAUUAGAAUACGCAAUCCAAAGAGGUGGGAAUUACUCAUCUCCAAUUGGACCCAGAAUUUUGUCUAUACUUGAAUCAAUAGGAUAUUAA